AGCGCAGGCUCAACGGCUUCGCUGCAGCCUUCGCGUGCACUCUUAAACGAUCCCCUUCCCCGGCCCGGCCCCCACGUAGUAUAUGCCGGUGAUGCAUGCUUGCAGACAGUAGCUACAGUUCUGCUCUGCCUCUGGCUCGCGUCGUGCUCCAGCCUCCAUGGAUCCUAUCAUCACCAAGCGCGCCACGGAGAGGGAGCGCAAUGCCGACGGGCAGCCGCCGCCGCCGCUGCUCGACUCGCCGCUCCCCACGCCGCGGAGGUCGUGGGCCUCGGUUGACGCGUCCCGUCCGCGCUGCCGCCGCGACUCGUCACCGUCGCCGCUACGGACGCACGUGCCGUUCUCCUGGGAGAGCUCCCCUGGCGUUCCCAAGAACAGCGCGUGCGGCAGGGACGUGCACAAGAAGGCGCUGGCGGCGACGAUGCCGCCGCCACCGAGGCCGCCGCCCGGGCGCCCGCAGCCGCCGUGCCUCGCUCUGAACAGCUACUACGGCAACACGAGCGAGGCUAGCACCGACGACGACGACGACGACAGGUCCUUCUCCGAGGCGCUGGACAGGAUCUCCUCGCCCGAGCGGACCGGCUCGUUCGACCGGGUCACGUCCAAGCGCUUCGAGGAUAUCUUCGUCGGCCGCGCGACGAGCUUCUCCAAGGACAGGUCCCGCCACCCCGCCGCGGAAGCCACCGAGUUCUCGGCCUCGGGCAGGCAUCCAAGACGGGUUAGCACUCGCAGCAGCCACGACGAGGACCGCCGGUGGACGCCUAGGCUGCUCAACGACAGCGUCCCCAUGCAGCUGAUGCAGCGGAUCAGGAUGGACGCAGAGGCCGAAGAGAUGACGCCAAGAGCCUGUGGGCUCAUGGUGUUCUUCCCCUGGAGCGCGAAGCCGGCAGUCUGCGGGUUCAGGGGAUGCCCGACGCCGGUGCCGGCGCCUGCAGCGCAGCACGCGACGCCUCGCCCCGGAGCCGACGCGCCUUCACCCCGUUCCCGUUCCCGUUCCCACAGCCGCAGGAUCACCACCACCACGCUACGCGACGUCAUCAAAGAAGACAACGAAAAAGCCAUCAGCGGCGACUCGUCGCUGCCGCGUGGAGAGAAGAAGAGGAUCCGUGAGGACUUGCAGAGCCGUCGAUGGGGCGUGUCGUCGCUGCUCGACACGAGCAAGAAGUACUGCACCGAUGCCCGGAAGGCCCUGAGCAAGCUCUCCAUCGGGCUAGGAGCGGACAGCGGCAGCCCGAGGGUUAGCGGCGAGAGGAGGAGCGGCAAGCUGCACGACGGUUUCUCAUCAACGCCGGCGACGCCCGCGAAGCUGACGCAGCUGAAGGCUAACAGGAACUGAUCGAGGUGGCUUGACAGCAGGAAAUCUCUCCACAUAUAUGCAUGCACAAUCGAUGCCCUGAACUCCUGUUCCUGACAGCUUAGAAUAAAUGCCUAAUGCCAUGUUAUUUAUACUCCCCAUUCGAUCUUGUGGUAUAUAUUUCGUGAUUAGUAGGUACUCGUCUUGCUGUCUGUGGUAAUCUUGUGCAGGAACCGUCAUUGUGAUUAGAUUGAACUAGAUAAUGUUUUCUGAAACUA
This is a messenger RNA of Setaria italica (foxtail millet), 1569 nucleotides long. RefSeq lists its product as uncharacterized. The transcript has a single exon. Bases 158 to 1333 code for a protein of 391 amino acids. The record is from RefSeq and is a predicted model, not a curated record. NCBI's taxonomy places the organism in Eukaryota, Viridiplantae, Streptophyta, Magnoliopsida, Poales, Poaceae.